Molecule: messenger RNA, 1147 nt
Organism: Drosophila rhopaloa
Lineage: Eukaryota; Metazoa; Arthropoda; Insecta; Diptera; Drosophilidae
Product: chymotrypsin-like protease CTRL-1
Exons: 5
Coding region: 122-1147 (341 amino acids)
Biological process (GO): proteolysis
Molecular function (GO): serine-type endopeptidase activity
Source: RefSeq, a predicted model, not a curated record
AUUUAAUGUUUCUUCAACCAUUAAGAAGACAGAUUUCUGUGUUUCUUUGGCAUCCUAAUUAAAACGCUGAUAACAGCAGAUCAGAGAGUUGAAGGUUUAGUUGUUGAAUGCCUAGACUGAAAUGCAGUCAUCUCUCGCGUGGAUUCCUUUGUUCUCCUUGCUCCUUUGCGACCAGGCUGCACCCCAGCUUCUGGAUCCAUCAUGCUCGAGGACCAGAGCUGAAGACAGAAUAAUGUAUGGCGACGAUGCAUCCAAAAGCGAUGCUAUCUAUAUGGCAGCCAUUUACAAUAGAACACACUUUCAGUGUGGUGGCACCCUGAUAAAUCGACGCUAUGUCUUAACUGCUGCUCAUUGCUUGGAAUCCCGCUACGUACUAUUCGUGCAUUUGGGAGCACACAACAGAGCAGAGCCGACUGCUUGGUACGAUGUGAGUUUCGGCGUACAGCACAUUUCAUACAACCCAAUAAAUAAACAGAAUGAUAUCGGUUUGAUUAAACUGAAGAGACGUGUCGAGUACAAUGGACGCAUUCGACCAAUAUGCAUUUAUUUGGACAAGGCUAUUAAGAGUCAAGUAGCAAUGGUGAAAACGUUCGAUGCCUUCGGCUGGGGCCUAAAUGAGCAUGGCCAACAAAGCGAUAUUCUUCAAACUAUCACUCUUAACCAACUAAAUCGAGAAGAGUGCAGGUGGUUAGGUGAAACUCUCAGUUCGACUCAGAUCUGCGCAGGUGUCCCGGGUGCAGACACCUGCAGGGGCGAUUCUGGAGGUCCGUUGAGCAAGAAAAUCGAAAUAAAUAAACAGACAUUCGUAGCUCAGUUCGGGAUCAUAAGCUAUGGCAGCUUAACUUGCGAUUCGAUGGCAGUGUAUACGGAUGUGACUAGCUUUGUGGAUUGGAUUCAGGAAACAAUAAGUAGAUUUGAUGACCCACCGGAAAUCCCCCCCAAUUUCCAGAGGGUUCCCACUGCACCACCAUCGGUGGUGGAGAAGCUUUGGCUGUAUGACGACUGCGGUGGGGAUGGGGAAAACAUGUCUUCGAUUGUACAGUUAACAAUUUAUGGACCUGGUUUUAAGGCGCAGGGCGUGCUAAUUACAGACCAAUUUGUCAUCACUGUUGCCAGAGAUUUGCCAGAAAAUGCCGCCUCUUUGUAA